GACUUUUGUUUGUUGCGUAAUAGUAAAAUAAAACCCAACCUACCUUGAAAACACUCAAAACAGUGGCAAUAGUCAUAUUAAAAUUUUCAAGUACUAAUUUAUAACAAUGUCCAAUAGUACGUUUAUGGAUAAGCUAAAAACUUUCUUUGGGAUCCGGCAGGAACCGCCAAGAAAUGAUUUCCGAAAUCCUAUUUGGGGCUCUGACGACGAUGACGAUGGUGAUGAACUGUAUACACGACAGCAAAUCGAACCGUACGUAGACCCGGCUGAGUUUCAUCAACACAUUUCUAAACAAAUGCAUGAUAUGUUCAAGUCUUUUGGAUCAGUUUUUGAUGACGUGAAUUUAUUUUUCCAUGAUGACCAGCUUGACACUUUAACCGGUUUCGGAGACGUUCCUGAACCGGAGGGCUUCAACAAUAGCAACAACAUUAGAGAUUAUUACCUGAAACCUGGAUAUCAAAAACUUGAACAACCCAAUCAGGACAUUGAUUUGGAUGGAAAAAUUUCGUCCCACGAAAUUUCUGGGCUGUUAAAACAAAAAGAAAACAGAAAUAAAGAAAGUACACCAUUUGACGGCAAUUUAGUGGCAGGAAGGUCAUUCUGCAGAACUAUAAUUACUACGAGCGUAACCAAACCGGAUGGAACUAUUGAAACAAGAAGGAUUGUAAAAAAUGGCAAUGAAGUCAUUGAAGAGACCACCACCUCCACAGAUAUAGACAUCAGAGGAUCGUUCAACACCAGCAUAGAUCCCAUCUCUUCCACAAGCUACAUCUAUAAGAAUAUUAUGUCAGAAUUAUCAGCACGCUUCAGAAACUUCAUAUAAUUUCCUUAAUUAAAUUACUUAAAAUGAGUAUCUAUGUUACUUUUAUUUAUUAAAAUUAUAAUCAUGUUGAAUUUAGUUAAAAUUAAAAACAGUCAAAUGGAGAUUCGCUUACUCCAUUCAUCAUUAAUAUCUCUUUGUUACUGAUUAAUUCUCCCAUAGAAGUAAUCCGUUGCAUAAUUUACCAAAUUUCAAUUCUAAUAAACAUUGAGAAUGCACAUUAACUUUUUAUGAAAUCUUUAGUAACAUGCAAAGGUAUCGC
Diatraea saccharalis (sugarcane borer) is the source of this 1082-nucleotide messenger RNA. The record is from the annotation of a GenBank genome assembly. NCBI's taxonomy places the organism in Eukaryota, Metazoa, Arthropoda, Insecta, Lepidoptera, Crambidae.